Acipenser ruthenus (sterlet) is the source of this 5246-nucleotide messenger RNA. RefSeq names its product protein phosphatase 1E-like. Gene Ontology annotation, molecular function: protein serine/threonine phosphatase activity; cation binding. Gene Ontology annotation, biological process: protein dephosphorylation; negative regulation of protein kinase activity. Lineage: Eukaryota; Metazoa; Chordata; Actinopteri; Acipenseriformes; Acipenseridae. The transcript has 7 exons. The record is from RefSeq and is a predicted model, not a curated record. Bases 212 to 2065 code for a protein of 617 amino acids.
CUUAUCCAGAACCGACCGCUGGAGAACGAAUGAAAGGCGGCUCGUCUUUGAUGAAGCGCAGCGUGUACGCGCCCGCCUUAUAGGGUUCUCCUCCUGUGAUUGUGCGAGCCCGGACCACGCGUGCGCGCCCCCCCGCGCACUGGGAGCUAUCCAGCAGCGCCCCGUGCCCCUGCACUGCUCGAUCUGUCUGUCUCUCCAGGAAUGAGAAGCGAUGGCCGGCACCGCCAGCGAGGAGAAAGCCUUUCGCAGGUUCCUGGAGAUCUUUCUCCGCGAGAUGAGAGGAGCGCUCGGGGAGGAUGAGCCGCUGCCGCUGCGCCCGCUGCCGGACCUGGUCUCGGAAGACGAGGUUGAAGGGGAGUGCCUGGAUCUCUGUCUUCAGCACCUAUGCAAAUAUAACUGCCCGUUCUCCCUGGCGGCGGGCCUGGCGCGAGCGACUGCGGACGAGAUCCUGCAGAGUGACCUGGCCGCGCAGCACACCAGCAAGCACGCAGACGGCAGCGAGGCUAUUGAACAGCUGGAGUCAGUGAAGCUUGCCCGGCUGGUGUUUAACAAGCUGUACGAGACGUGCUGCAUGUGGCUGAAGGAUUUCCCCCGGCGCAGGAGGCCCCUCCCCUACUACGAGACCUCCAUCCAUGCCAUCAAGAACAUGCGCAGGAAGAUGGAGGACAAGCAUAUUGUCAUCCCCGAUUUCAACACGCUCUUCAACCUCCAGGACCAGGAGGAGCAGGCGUACUUCGCAGUGUUUGAUGGCCACGGAGGGGUGGACGCCGCGAUCUACGCCUCCAACCACCUCCACGUCAACCUGGUGCGGCAGGAGAUGUUCCACCAGGACCCCGCCGAGGCCCUGUGCCGCGCCUUCAAGCUCACCGACGAGAAGUUUGUCCAGAAAGCUGCCCGCGAGAACCUGCGCUGUGGCACGACAGGGGUGGUGACGUUCCUGCGAGGGAACAUGCUGCACGUGGCCUGGCUCGGGGACUCCCAGGUCAUGCUGGUGAAACGUGGACAGGUUGUGGAGCUGAUGAAGCCACACAAACCAGACAGAGAGGACGAGAAGAAGCGGAUCGAGGCUCUGGGAGGGUGUGUGAUCUGGUUCGGUGCCUGGAGGGUUAAUGGAAGCCUGUCUGUAUCCAGAGCGAUUGGCGACCCGGUGCACAAGCCCUACAUCUCUGGAGACGCUGACUGCACAUCUCUACAGCUGGACGGCACUGAGGACUACCUACUCCUGGCGUGCGAUGGCUUCUUUGACACGGUGAGCCCCGAGGAGGCGGUGCACAUCGUCUCCGACCACCUGCUGGAGAACAGCGGUGACAGCAGUAUGGUGGCUCACAAGCUGGUGGCCUCAGCGCGCGACGCAGGCUCCAGCGACAACAUCAGCGUCAUCGUGGUGUUCCUGCGAGACCCAGACGCGCCACCACCCGAGGAGGAAGAGGAGGAGCCAGCGCAGGGGACGGACUCCUUCGAGGGAGGUGGGGAGCAGGACAGUCAGAACCAAGGGGCAGAAAGCGGGGGCAAAGCCUGGCCUCUGCACCAGUGCUCUGCCCCAGCCGACCUGGGUUAUGAGGACCGAAUGGACUCCUUAACUGACAGAACUAGCCUCAGCCUGGGCCCCGAGCUGGCCCUGCUCCAGGACAAGGGCCGGCUGCAGCUCCCAGCCUCUGGAGCUGGGGACCCCUCGAGAUCUGCCCCCUCUGCCCCAGCCCUGCUGCCAGCCUCAGGACCCGGUGCGGCCAGGCGCCCCCCGAGAGAAGAGGGUCUCUCAGCCUACAGACUCCGGGAUUCCCUGUGGGCCCCCAAACCCCGCCUGCCCUCCUCCUCCUCCUCCUAUCAGCGCCCCACCCCCGCUGGACACUGGUUCGAAACUGCCGCCCUUCUUUCCCAGGAAAGGAGGUCUCUGACUCAGCCCUUUUCUUUCCAGAGGCGUCUACGUCGCUGCUGUCGCCGAGGGAAGGAGGUGCCCCCCUCCCUGCCCUGGCGCAGAGCACCCCGGCACAGCCCCAAACCCUGGAGCUGUCCAGAGCGCCCUAGUAUAGUCAUCCUCGACCCGCACAAGUGCUGUAAUAUAUAGAGGAGAGCGAGAGAGCUCUGUGUCCUGUAGUGUUUCACUUAGCUAGCAUAACAAUGCAUUACACCCUCAGCGGGACCCUCUCGGGACACUGUGGCCAAUUCCGACACCUCCGAAAAUAAACCACUGUGCUGCUGCUGCCAGACAUACCCCCUACCACCCCGCUGCCCACUCCCACCAUCACGAGACAGAGCCAGGAAGGAAGGAAGGAAGGAAGGAAGGAAGGAAGGAAGGAAGGAAGGAAGGAAGGAAGGAAGGAAGGAAGGAAGGAAGGAAGGGGGGGGGGACCCUGGAAAAACAAUUCCUUGUUUCUCUCCUUCAAAAAUCAUACAGUGAAAUCUUUAUUUAUUUUGAUGUUUUUCUUCUUUGAAAAAAAGCCAUGCAGUAGACUCGGGUUAACUGAAAACUUGAUUUGAAGUUUUCAUCCUUUUGAUCCUCAAAUGUAACCCCCUCUGUAGGAUAUCACUGGCACUGAAUAUCUGAGUUCAUAAAAGAAGGUGGGUUUGGUGGCAGCAAUGGAAUCAGGGACCACAGAUCCAGCUCCCCUACUCCCACCCCCAGCCCCCAUGAACUAAACUCUUCUGAACUCACUGCAGUCACGUGACUUUCAUCUGCCUCCAUGGAGAAGUAGUUACGGACCAAAAUCAUUCUGAUCCUCUCCUGAAGUGAGCAGUGACCCACACCGCCUCAUUACAAAAGGACACAUAUUAUAUAACCGGUAUAUAAAUCUAUAUUUCUAUGUGUGUGUGUGCGCGUGGGUGUGUGUGUGUAUAUGUAUAUUUGUCUAAUAUUCAAACCGAUACUGUAAAUCGCAAGGAAACGGCACAUUGAUCUCACUGAAACAUUCUUGAAUAGGCUUCACGCAUGUAGACCUCUAGCAGCUGUAGCAUUAGGUUCCCCAUGUGGGCGUACGAGGGAUCAGCCUCCUGAAAAGGGGCUGUAUUUACAAGGCAGGAGUCCUGAACUGGGAGAUUUUCAGCUUCAAAAAGUAAAAAUGUAAAUCCUCUACUACAGUGAUAAGUAAAAGCAAAGUUAAUAAAGACUUAUAACUAAGCUAAGUUUGAACGCUAGCUGGUGCAACCGAGCCCCGAGGCAUAAGGGGCCAGUGUCAGUACUAAGUGCUUGUUAUACCCUGCAGGGAAAGUUCAAAGAAAGGUUCAUAGAAACCUUCACCCCAAACUUUCUUAAUGUUGGACACCAUUUUGUAUCAGACUCAUCUCUAUGUAUUUAUGUAGUGUAAGUGUUUUGCAGGCUUGCUGUUGAAAUGAUGCCGAUAAAAACCUGUGCUUAUGAACCAUGGCCGUUAUAAAAGAGAAGUGUAGUAAAAACAUAAGGUAGCAGGUAUGUGUGGUAAAACAUGACACAAAGAUGUAUGGUAUACACAUACCCAGGGUACAUAUUAUAAGGGUCUCAGAUAAGAGGAGCACGAUUGCUGAAUAUUCUCACCCCUCCUCUUGAGAUUGUUUAGCCAAUCAGAGAUUCUCUCUCCUGGACUUCCCCAACACGUGCUACAACUCACUGAACAAAUCUAAACUACCUCCAAGUAGCUGAUGUUGUCAGGCACCCGAGAGUGGUGGGGUCUAUUGAGUCGAGUUAACACCACCCACCACCUUUUGGAUCAGUAAAAGAUCUCUCUGUGUUAAAGUCAUGAAACACAUAAAAGUGCACAGAAGUGUAUUUCCAUAAAUAAAAAUGUUUAAAAUUCCAAGAAAGGUCCGAACAACAACAGUGAUAUUUAGAUCUGCCACUGUUUAGAUAGACCCUACCCAAUCCUGGAGAAGCCUGCAUCAGUAGACCCCGCCUCCUCCCUCGUAAUUCUACAAUGAGCUCCAAUGGGAGCUUGUUGAAGUGUGGACUACCUCUGGUGCUCCUCCCCCUUCUUCUCCUGCUGGCAGAUCUAGCCCUGUCCCCGAGUUCCAUGGCCUCUAGUACAUAUUAUCCACUUGACACAGCCCCUGGUUCCAUGCACUAGAAGAUAACAGUGCUUUGUCAAGCACAGUGUUUCAUCUUUAAUGCUGUUGGUGAUAGAAAAUAGUUCCUUCACUUCUCCUUUUUCAUUUUCAAGUCUAUGUGCCCAUGUAUACGGCUGCUUGCUCCUGUAAGCAAUAAAUAACCUUUGAGCCGCGUGCCGGGAGGGCUUACUCAGUGGGUUUUUUUUCUUUUUAAGGUAAGAAAAUUAAUAGGAAUGAAAAACAUGUUAAGUAUGCAAAAACAUGUUCUCAACUUAUCAUCCUGUUCAAGGUUCCCUGAUAUCACAAGUUUCUUGUCCUGAAAUCUCAUCGCCUUGCGUGUGCAUAGUCAAAAUGUCAUAAGGCAAAGUGACAUGAUUUUUUAGUUUUUUGCAAUGAGGGUCAAAAUGAAGUUCUCUUUACGUGACGUAUUUAACAGCAAUGAGACUGAGUCGACAUGUUUGAAUAUUCACGAGAUAUUCACGAUAGCUUUGUCCCUACAGCUCAGUAAUCAAGCCAGGCAGCAUUUGCAUGUCGUCUGGGCAGCACUGUGAUUGCUCAAGCCUGCUCGUCCUCGAAUUACUGUUCUCAAUUCUGGUGAUCCUGCCUACAGUAUGUAGAGCUCCUAUCAAGGCUGUGUUAUCUGGAGGAGCUUUAGCAUUAAUCAAUAUAAAAUAAUAAAAUAAAUAACACAAUAACCCUUUUAGGUUCCAGUCCUAUAAAAACCUGCCUCAAUGAUAAACAAUCCCCAAGCUGUCUCCAAGGGGGGAAUUCAACAAGAGGGAACUAAUGGUGCUCUAGGAGUUACCAUAACUGCAUUAUAGCUUAAACAGAGACUAUGUAACUGAGCUGGGAUUUCAGACAAGAUCGCACCUCUCUGUCCCUCGGUUCUAACCACUAGACCACGUUGUUUCUUCCCAUUCUCCUCAUCCUAACCACUGGGCUACUCUACCCCCCAGUCUCUCUGCUGAAACUACUAGGUCACAGCUACCUUCCCUGUCUCUGCUCAAACCACUUGGCCAUCUAGUUCCUCAGCUCUAACUACAAGACCUACACUGCCCCCUAGUCCAUCCUGUUUCUCUGCUGUUCUCAAAUCAAACCCACUGAGUGAAUUCUCUUUUGCCUGCAGGUUAGAUUACAAGUAAACGUAGUGUAUCUUCUGUGUUCUGAUGGUAUUUAUCUGGUGACUAUUAACAUGUAUAAAAACAUGGAUUAAAAAUCUCUGAUGUUAUUUA